Messenger RNA from Sesamum indicum (sesame), 2518 nucleotides. RefSeq names its product RECQ helicase l1 (gene RECQI1). The record is from RefSeq and is a predicted model, not a curated record. Gene Ontology annotation, molecular function: 3'-5' DNA helicase activity; nucleic acid binding; ATP binding. Lineage: Eukaryota; Viridiplantae; Streptophyta; Magnoliopsida; Lamiales; Pedaliaceae. Gene Ontology annotation, cellular component: nucleus; cytoplasm; chromosome. Gene Ontology annotation, biological process: double-strand break repair via homologous recombination.
AAGUCCAACAAAGUAAACGGGUGAGGAGCAGUAACAUACCCCGCCAGGUCUAGUGAUACUAAUUUCCAACUUGAAUGCGCGGGAAAUUCAUCUUACAGUUGCCGGGGGGAAGAAUAUUCCGAGGAGAGAGAUGGACGAUCAGGACUUGGAGUUGGAGAAGGCGAGAUUGAUUAGUCUGGCUCUGGAAUUUGGAUUCGACGAGGCCUCCGCCAACAGGUGUUUGGAUCGCCUUGUUCAGCUGUAUGGUGAUGAUGGGCGAGAUUUCAUCACUGUGGAGCAUUGUGGUGAUGACUUUCUGGCAUCACUUGCUGAAUGUAUGCAAGACACUGAGGAUUGGGAUGAUGUGCAAGCCAUCGAAGCAGAAGCAUGUGGUGCUUUGACUGAGAUUCUGGACAAGGAUCUUCUCCAGCAAUAUGAUGCAAAGGUUACAAAAAGUAACCAAAUUCAUGUCAUAAAAGAUUCUCCUGAAUCUCAGAAGCAUCAAAAUAUUAUGCAGUUGGAUUCAUCAAGUGACGAUGAAGUAGCAUUCCAAAAUGUUCCUGGAAAAAAGCAUGUGAAACCUUCCUCUCAUGUAUAUUUAGAUGGCAAUGGUCAUGACCCUUCUCCAAGUUGGACUAGACCUACAUCAAUCUCUGACUACUGGAGUGAUCUAACUCAAAGUUCAGGUCCAUCAGUUUAUCAAGAAGUACAGCACUCCAGGUCAUAUGACAAUAUGCAUGGAACUCUCACAUUUGAAGAGCUGCAGAAACUGGAUGAUAUGGAACUUGCAAAUGUUGUUGUAUUUGGUAAUAGAAGUUUCCGGCCACUGCAGCAUCAGAUUUGUAAGGCAUUUCUUGGUCAGCAUGACUGUUUUGUUCUUAUGCCUACAGGAGGUGGUAAAAGCCUCUGUUACCAGCUUCCAGCCAUUCUCCGCCCAGGUGUUACAGUUGUUAUAUCUCCACUUCUUUCCCUCAUUCAAGAUCAGAUUGUUACCCUGAAUCUCAAAUUUGGAAUACCAGCAACUUUCUUAAAUUCUCAACAGAAGCCUUCACAAGCAACAGCCAUACUUCAAGAAUUAAGGAAAGAUAAGCCUUCAUGUAAACUUCUGUACGUAACUCCAGAAAGGGUUGCUGGAAAUUUAUCAUUUCAAGAGAUCCUAAUAUGUAUGCACAGGAAGGGACAAUUAGCAGGAUUUGUUGUUGAUGAAGCUCACUGUCUGAGCCAAUGGGGACAUGAUUUUCGUCCCGAUUAUAGAUUACUAGGAUGUCUUAAGCAGAAUUUUCCUCGUGUUCCUCUAAUGGCUUUAACUGCCACUGCAACACAGAUAGUUCGCAAGGAUAUCUUAAAUUCAUUGAGAAUCCCUCAUGCAAUAGUACUUGAGACAAGUUUUGAUAGGCCCAACUUGAAGUACGAAGUGAUAGGGAAAACUAAAGAACCACUCAAGCAGCUUGGGAAAUUACUGAUGGAUAAUUUCAAAAGCUUAUGUGGGAUCGUAUACUGCCUCUCAAAAAAUGAGUGCGUGGAGGUCUCGAAGUUUCUGAAUGAGAAAUUCAAGAUCAAAACUGUAUAUUACCACGCUGGUUUGUCUGCUCGUCAGAGGGUUGCUGUUCAGAAGAAAUGGCAUAGCGGAGAAGCCCAAGUAGUCUGCGCGACCAUAGCUUUUGGGAUGGGAAUCGACAAACCUGAUGUUCGUUUUGUUGUUCACAACACCAUGUCCAAAUCGAUUGAGAGUUACUAUCAGGAAUCGGGGAGGGCAGGCCGAGAUAAUCUAUCUGCCACAUGCGUCCUUCUGUACCAGAGGAAAGAUUUCAGCCGGGUGGUGUGCAUGCUUAGAAGUGGACAAGGAGGCAAAAGAGAAAGCUUCAAGGCGGCCAUGGAUCAAGCCCGAAAAAUGCAGCAGUACUGUGAACUCAAGGACAAAUGCCGUAGACAAGCUUUACUUGAACACUUUGGAGAAUCCUUUGAUCGGAGUGCCUGCAAAAAUGGUACCAAUCCUUGUGACAACUGUGUCAAGUUAUCUUCAUGAUCAAGAAUGCACGAAUCUUUUCUCCUUUUCUCCAGUCUAACGUAGUGGAUCUAUCCAGAAACCAAUCUUCUGGCGUAAUCCUGCUUUGUGGAAAAACAUGGAAUUCCACCGAAAACAACUUUUUCCGUGGGAGCCUAAUAUGUCCGCUUGCUGCACUAUUUUGCAACUGGCUAGGACUAGAAAUGAUCUUCCUUACUGCCAGGAUUGCCAGAAGAUAGAAUGGGCCAGUCCUGUUAUACGAUUUUCGAUAGGUCUAGAGAUAUGCUUUGCCUAUCAUCUGCUUUAAGUAGAGUAUAUAAUCAGCAGAACGUCGUUGAGGAAAACCAAUAUGUAGUCUUGCAGAUUUUCCAGGAAACACAAGAUACAAACAGGUUAAUUAUGCUUUUUGUCGUCACCUGUAAGUCUCUUGACAUCACUGUUUUAGUAGUAUUUAUCUCUCUUCAAUGGAAUAGUAUUCAUACUUACUUGAAUCUUGGAGAUAAAUUGAUAGCCUUACAACAAGAGGAUGAAAUU